AUGUUGUUCUCUUCCCAACAAGUUGGGACUCCAUAUUUUCUCUUCCCCACAUACUUAGGAAUUCUCAAUUCAUCUUUCCAACACCUUGAUCCUCACCAAUCACGGUGGAUUGUUGAUGAAAACAAUCCACAACUCCAAUCCCUCCUUCAUAAAGCUACUUCUCUUCAGAAGCUCCUUGAUCGUAAAUCUUCAUUCACCAAACUAGACAGCCAAAUAAGAGAAGUAGCACAUCAAGCUGAAGACAUCCUUGAAUCCCACAUGGUUCGUCACAUGCUCUCUGGAUCUAAUUGCGUCAGAUUCACUCUUUCCAAACCGCGUCUGAAGAAAGUAACACGACAACUUGAUUCUGUUAUGAAGCAAGCGGAGAAGCUGGUGGAGAUGGAGGAUACGAAGAUGCUUCGAGAACUUGAUUCUGCUAUGGAACAAUUGAAGCUCGUGGAGAUGGAGGAUAGGAAGAUGCCGCAAGAGCUUCAUUCUGCUAUGGAGCAACUGAAGCUCGUACUGGAGAUGGAGGAUAGGAAGAUGCCGUCUGGCAGUUCAUCCAGUUCCAAGAAUGCUGUGGUGGUGGGAAUUGAUGAAGAUCUGAUGCAGCUCAAGGAUCGGCUGACCCGUAUGAAGAAGAAGCGGGAGAUCGUCCCCAUCGUUGGUAUGGGUGGAGUAGGUAAAACCACUCUCUCUCGAAAGCUUUAUGAAGAUCCAUUGAUUGUUGAUCACUAUGCAUAUCGUGCUUGGACCACGGUCUCACAAGAUUACAAUAUGCGACAAGUUCUCAAAAGCCUUCUUCGUUGCAUAACUGGAAAAGAAUGUGAUCAACCUACUGAUGAGUUAAAAGAUUUGUUGUAUAAGAGCUUGUUCGGUAGUAAGUACUUGAUUGUAUUAGAUGAUAUAUGGAGUACAAGAUUCUGGGAUGAGAUAAAGAUGGAAUCCGAUGUGGCGAACUAUGCUAGCUCUUCAAGUCCGCAGCAUCAGGUGCGGUUGCUUAGCGAUUCUAAAAGUUGGAAUCUACUUCACCAACUCGUGUUUGGAGAAAAGGAGUUCCCUCUUGUAUUACAAGAGAUUGGUCGAAAGAUUGCCAAGGGUUGCGGUGGGCUUCCUCUAGCCAUAAGUGUGAUUGGGGGGCUGCUAUCUAAGAUGGAAAGAUCUGAAGAUGUUUGGAGGAAAAUUGGGGAAAUUGUAAUAGCAGCAAUUUCUGGAUCAGAUGAGCAAUGCUAUAGUAUAUUGUCUUUAAGUUAUAACCACUUGCCGAAUCACUUGAAACCAUGCUUCUUAUACAUGGGAGCUUUCCCUGAAAACUUUGAGAUUAGAGGCUCCAGACUUGUAUAUAUGUGGAUUGCAGAAGGAUUUGUAAAAUCAAAUGGGGAAAGAAGUUUGGAGGAAGAGGCGGAGGAUUAG
Molecule: messenger RNA, 1392 nt
Organism: Salvia hispanica
Lineage: Eukaryota; Viridiplantae; Streptophyta; Magnoliopsida; Lamiales; Lamiaceae
Source: RefSeq, a predicted model, not a curated record